This is a messenger RNA of Solenopsis invicta (red fire ant), 1961 nucleotides long. Its product is annotated as putative ankyrin repeat protein RF_0381. Lineage: Eukaryota; Metazoa; Arthropoda; Insecta; Hymenoptera; Formicidae. Gene Ontology annotation, molecular function: protein binding. The transcript is spliced from 6 exons. The record is from RefSeq and is a predicted model, not a curated record. The coding region runs from base 59 to 1756 and encodes 565 amino acids.
GAGCAUUAAAGAGUCGUGGGCGAAUCAAUUUUUAUCGUUGACGUACAAAAACGGAAAAAUGGAAAACGACGAUGCAAAUCAUAUUGCGCUCAUAUUAACGAUCAAAAAUGGAAAGUUCGACGAUGCAAGUAAAAUUUUGGAGUGCGAUGACGAAAAUAAAUACGUAGGUCCGUUAGGUGUCCUUCAAGUGACAGCUCUUCAGAUGGCUGCGUGGCAAGGAAACAUAGAUCUGUUGAAUCAACUCUGCGAGAGAGGCGCCGAUAUAAACAGCAAAGAUAAAAUUGGUAGGUGCGCACUUUAUUAUGCGGCGUACAACGGUAAUACUGAAGUGAUCAAGUGGCUUCUUGAACAUGGAGCACAUAUCGACAUCAAAAUGUACUCAUGUACUGAAGAUAUUGGGUCUGAUGAGUACCGAAUCAGAUAUAACCCGUAUGCUUAUCAUCUCCGGCUAACAAAUUCCAGUCUCGUAGGAAGGCAGUUACCAGUACCUACGUGCUGGGGAAGAACGCCCUUGCAUCAGGCGGUGGAAAAUAAUCACGCAGACGUUGUGCGCGUUUUAGUGGAAGGCGGAGCGGAUGUGAAUGUUAAAGAUGAGAACCAGAUUACACCGUUGUUCUUAGCAGGAAUAUCGGUGAAUCGCGACAAUCUCAAUGAGAUGAUUAAGUUCCUUGAGAUCGUUGGGAUUCUAGUCGCCGCGAAGGCGUCCGUUAACGCUUUUCCAAAUUCGAGUAUCACUGGUCUGCACGUUAGGGUAAUGCUGCGCAGUGCAGCAGCAACGAAGAUAUUAUUGUUAAAUGGUGUAUGGCCAUUAAAGAACUCCGGAAGUAUGCUCCUUCAUAUUGCCGCGAGAAUAGGCAAUAUUGAAACACUAACAAUUUUACUUGAAGCAAUGUCACCCGAGUUUGAUAUUGAUAUACCUGAUGAGGAGAAUCAUACGGCUCUUCAUAUAGCAGUUUAUCAAGGUCAUCGCGAGUGCGCACAUACUUUGAUCAGUCGUGGAGCUAAUUUAGCUGCAGUAACGAAUACUCGAGCUACCGCCGUGGAUGCUAUAUUUGAUUAUAUUUGGCAACCAUUAGACUUCUUAACAGAUGUCUUAAAUUCUUGCGUAACAACAGGCAAAUAUUAUCGUAUAAAGAAAAAAUACAUUUAUAUCAAGAUCGACUUCAGUAUAUUGGUUCCAGAAGAUCAGACGCAAAUGGCAGUAGUCACAGCUAUUAUUGCCGCAGCUUCGAAUAUAAAGCAACUGGCAAUAUUACAGCAUCCAGUUGUAGAGACCUUUCUCGGAUUAAAGUGGGAGAGAUUAAGAAUAUUUUUCUUUGUUCUUAUAUUCAUACACUUGUCUUUUGUUAUUUUUCUCUCAAACUAUGCUUUAAUGAUUGCACAAAAUGAUACAGAUCACGUGGUGACUCAAACAAUCGUAGCAUUGUGGUCUUGCAUAUUUUUGCUUUACAAUACGAUUCAAGUUAUAUCAAAACCAAAGAAUUAUUUGAGACAAUUAGAACCAUGGUUGUCAUUCAUAUGCGCCAUAUUAUCCUUGAUAACAUCGAUAGCGGGAAAGUUCGUAAAGUGUUCAAAGGAAGAAAUCGAGUCUCGAGUGCAUUGCAUGGACUGGGUGCUACAUUCCAUCAGCAUCGCAAUCUUGUUGAGUUGGAUGCAAAUGAUGUUGUUAAUUAGCCGAGUUCUAAUGUGGGGAGAUUAUGCGCUCAUGUUUUACACAGUGUUGAAGAACAUUUUAAAGGUUAACCAGAAUAAUUAACCUAUUGUUUUUUCUUAGAGCAAAUUAUUAUGAUUCAUACAUUUACUAAAAAUCUAAUUACAAAACAUAUAGUUAGCAUUUGUCAAUUUUUCAUCACAAAUCCGUUUUUUUUUUCUUAAUCCUUGAACACACCGAUCCUGUAAAAUACGGAAACACAUUUUUGGGUCUGGGAGACUUUUUCACCUUUGAGAAUCAAUAUUUUUUU